AUGUCAGACGCAAUCACAUCGGGAGUUUUGUGCUUAAUCAUUCUUCAGUUCUCUGUGGCCGACGGAGACGACGGAAGCAACUUCAACGAUUGCCUUAACACAGCAGACCACGAGCUCAUUUUCCUAAUCUGCAGCAUAAGCAACUUCUUUUGUUUGACUCGCGCAGAGGAGGAGUCGCCGAGGGAGAUCACACGAAACAAUCUAUUGAGUGAGAGCGGUGGAGAGAGUGGGUGGCUGAUUAGAUUCUUCGAUUCUGCUUUCUUUUGUGAGUGGAUUGCUGUUAGUUAUCUCUACAAACAUGAUCACCCUGGGGUUAGGGAUUACCUCUGUAACAGGAUGUACACUCUCCCAUUAUCUGGCAUUGAAAGCUACUUGUUUCAGAUAUGUUACAUGCUUGUUCACAAGCCCAGUCCAUCACUUGAUAAGUUCGUUAUUGAUAUAUGCUCCAAAUCACUUAAGAUAGCUCUGAAAGUGCAAUGGUUCCUAAUGGCAGAGCUUGAGGAUGCUGAUGAUAAUGAAGGGAUCAGUAGAAUCCAAGAGAAGUGUCAGAUUGCUGCUACCAUAAUGGGAGAGUGGACACCUUUGAUUAAACCACAUACUGAGCCCACCAACAACAUUGGCAAAAACCAAGUUCUUACUAGGUUACUAUCAUCAAAACAACGAUUACUAUCAUUAGCAACAUCUCCUCCACCUCAAAAAACUUUCUCAUUCUCUCCUGGAGCAAACCCUUUGCAGGAUGAAGGUAGCAGCAAGGCCUCACCAGAUGACAACACGAUAUUUAAGAAAUUUAUUCCCAGUCCAAAGGUGCGAAAUGCUUUGCUUUUUAGGAAAUCCGUUGAUAAAGAUGAUGAGGAACCUGACAAGGAUGGGUUCUUCAAGAGACUUUUAAGAGAUGGUAAAGAUGAAGAUGAACCAGACAAAGAUGGUUUCUUUAAAAGGCUUUUAAGAGAGAGUAAAGAUGAUGAUGAACCAGACAAAGAUGGUUUCUUCAAGAGGCUUUUAAGAGACUCUAAAGAUGAAGAGAGAGAUGAUGAGGACAAGGAGAAGGAUGGAUUUUUCCGUAGGCUUCUGAAAGAUAGUAAAGAUGAAGAUGAAGCGACAUCAGGUUCGGAUAAGUUUUUUAAACGGUUGUUUCGUGAUAACAGUAAAGGCGAUUUGGAGGAAAAGAAUGUUUCAAAAUCUGCUGAAGGAGAUGAUAAAGACGGGUUCUUCCGGAAGCUUUUCAGGGAUAAAAGUGAAGAAGAAGAAAAAGUAACUAAUUCCAUUGAAGAUGAUGAGAAAGAAGGGUCGUUCUUUCGGAAAAUAUUUAAAGAAAAAUUUGAAGACAAGAAAGAUGAAUCUGGUAAUGAUGAAGGCAAAGGACAUGCAAAUGGUGUGGAAGAAGAUUCUGCAGAUGUUCCCUUGUUUCGCAGGCUAUUUCGUAUGCAAUCUGAUGAUAACAAAACUGCAGUUCCAAAUGAAAGCAUUAAUGGUGGUGGGCUUGAAAGCAGUCCAGGAACCGAGAUCUUUUUCAGAAAGUUGUUCAGAGAUCGAGAUCGUUCUGUUGAAGAUUCAGAGCUUUAUGGAUCAAAGAAGAACAAAGAGAAGAAUGGUGGCCCAUCAAAGCAAAAGACUGAGAAUUCCAAUCAUAAGCCCCCUUUGCCUACUGCAUCACAGUUUCGUAAAGGAACAUAUCAUGAGUCCCUUGACUUUGUUCACUCCUUAUGUGAAACUUCAUAUGGUCUAGUAGAUGUUUUUCCAGUUGAAGAUCGCAAAAGUGCACUUUGUGAGUCACUCACGGAGAUCAAUACGCAUGUUUCUGCAGCUCAAACUAGUGGAGGUGUGUGCUUUCCCAUGGGGAAGGGAAUGUAUCGUGUGGUUCACAUACCAGAAGAUGAAGCUGUUCUUCUUAAUUCAAGGGAAAAGGCACCAUACCUAAUAUGUGUUGAAGUAUUGAAAAGUGAAACUGUGAGCAUUGUGAAAGACAACUCCACUUCUCAAAAGCUCUCAAAGGGUGGAAUUCCAUUGGCUAAUGGAGAUGCAUUUUUACCAAAACCUCCUCCAUGGGCCUACCCUUUAUCAAAUGGACAUGAUCUUUACCACUCUAGUUAUGAUAGAAUGUCACAAUCUGCUUCUGAUGCAAUUGACCAAGCAAUGGGUCAACUGUGGGACUCAAAAGCAAAGUUUGUUAAUGUGAGCCUUGUAGUGGAGAACCCAUCGCCUCGAUGCUCAAAUUCAAACAGCUUUGAGAUAUCUGACAUUCAUCAUUGUGAAGGUAGAGGUUGUGCAAAUGGAGAUGAUUUAGAAUGGGUGAGAGUAGUGUUGACUGCAGAUUCUGGAGUCAAAAUGGAUGACAUUGAGGUUCAAGAACCACCACGAAGGAGGGAACACCGCCGUGUUCCGAGUAAUUUAGCUUUUGAGGAAGUGAAGGCUGCUGCAUUGAAAGGAGAAGCACCUGCUGGACUCCCUGUAAAAGGGUCUGGUCAAACUUCAUCAAAUGCACAACCGAAGGAUGUAGAUGGUGCAACUCCAAAGGCAGGUGAUGCAUUGUCUGGUGAACUUUGGGAAACAAAGAAAGAUAGAAUACGUGAGGCUUCAGUAUAUGGAAAACUUCCUGGUUGGGAUCUGUGCUCAGUUAUUGUGAAAAGUGGGGAUGAUUGUAGGCAGGAACAUCUUGCAGUGCAGCUGAUUUCUCACUUUUAUGACAUAUUCCAAGAAGCUGGACUACCUCUGUGGCUACGCCCUUAUGAAGUUCUUGUCACAUCAUCUUACACAGCUCUAAUUGAAACAAUUCCAGACACUGCAUCAAUUCACUCUAUCAAAAGUAGAUUCCCCAAUAUCACGAGCUUGCGUGACUUUUUCGUAGCCAAAUAUCAAGAAAAUUCAUCAAGUUAUAAGCUUGCACAGAGGAACUUUGUGGAAAGUAUGGCUGGAUACUCCCUGGUUUGCUAUCUGUUACAGGUGAAAGAUAGGCACAAUGGGAACCUAUUGCUAGAUGAAGAAGGCCACAUUAUACACAUUGACUUUGGGUUCAUGCUCUCCAAUUCACCUGGUGGUGUUAAUUUUGAGAGUGCACCUUUCAAGUUAACCCGUGAACUUCUUGAGGUUAUGGAUUCGGAUGCCGAGGGAGUUCCAAGCGAGUUUUUUGACUACUUCAAGGUUUUGUGCAUUCAAGGCUUCCUAACAUGUCGUAAGCAUGCAGAGCGGAUAAUUCUACUUGUUGAGAUGUUGCAGGACUCUGGUUUUCCUUGUUUCAAAGGUGGUCCAAGGACAAUACAGAACUUAAGAAAACGAUUCCACUUAAGUUUGCCAGAAGAGCAAUGUGUAUCCUUGGUGCUUUCCCUGAUUAGCAGCAGCUUAGAUGCAUGGAGAACACUGUACAGGAGGUUCGUGGUGGUUCGUUGUUUUCCGGCCCCACCAUAUUUCAAACUUUGCCACCGGACUGCCGCCAUCGGUACUUGUAAAUUUGGCGGCAGAGGAGGAAUGGCAAUGGCGGUUGGUGGUGUUGAUAGGUUGCUUGCUUAUAUGCAUUGCAUAUCAUAA
Molecule: messenger RNA, 3522 nt
Organism: Lactuca saligna
Lineage: Eukaryota; Viridiplantae; Streptophyta; Magnoliopsida; Asterales; Asteraceae
Source: the annotation of a GenBank genome assembly